Molecule: messenger RNA, 1305 nt
Organism: Colletotrichum phormii
Lineage: Eukaryota; Fungi; Ascomycota; Sordariomycetes; Glomerellales; Glomerellaceae
Exons: 4
Coding region: 1-1305 (434 amino acids)
Source: RefSeq, a predicted model, not a curated record
AUGGGCCACAAUACCAUUGCGACCGAGGGUAUCGACAUCUCUCUUGAGAAGGCACGGACAUGGAUUCACAAUUACUUCACCUACAGUCCCACUGAGACAUUUCUCAGUCUCGUGGAUAGGAAAACCAUCGAGCUAAUACCAGACAUGCUCCUAAUGAGGCAUGUCACCCUUGACCCCUGCAUCCUCAUCAUUUACUAUGUCAUUCUGUGGCGGGGAUGCUACAUCCUGAACACACGGUCAUUUCACAGUCCAGACGGCAGAUACGCGCGGAAGCUCUACCUGUGCUGUCUAAGGACUAUGCCAUGCUGGCAGAAGGAAGCCACUGGUUCCAUCACUGACUUUAUUGCUGCUAUCUUCAUGACAGGCAUCGCAACAGAGUCUUACGACUUCGAAAUGAGCUUGGAAAUGCACCAAUUGUCUUGCGAGUACGCCAAAGGUCUCCAAAUGCACAGUCUCGACAGCAAUGCCUACUUUGUAGCCACCGGUUGCCCCAGCACCGACGAGGACCGCAAGGGAAUGUGGGAGCUCAUUCAAACGGAUCUCUUCUAUCACUUGAUUUACAAUAAGCCGGCAACACUGUAUCCGAGCCUCGACAAGUGGCAGGUGAACCUACCAUGGCUGUCACUCGACUUGCCUCCGGAAAAGGGUGCUCAAGUGUCGACGAUAUCAUUCCUCUUUCGCAGCCGACUUGCGUUCAUCUUGAUCCGCUUCUUCCAGACUCUCGAAGGACUUGAGAACGAGUCCGAAGCAGUCGAAGCUAUCGAGCCUCUAUGCCACGAGAUCGAAAUCCUGUUUGAUGAAUGGGGAAUCGAAGACUGGAUCGAGCGAUCAGGUGAUGACCACAUGGAUCUAUGGACUCUAUCAAGCCUGGUUUUGACAGGCUAUACCUCCAUCAUCUUUAUGCUGCGAAAGGCGACGCUCCUGAAAUCAAACUCCCCCGUACCAGUUUGCACCGACAACAACGUGCCCAGAACAGACUUCUCAACCCGGGCUUCGCGUCGCAUCCUCGACCUGACGUACAACAUGCUGCACGUCUGGAAGUUCCCUGCGGCGGAGACAAUAUCGUACAUUCUCGGCGCCUUCCGAGCGCACACCGCAUACGCUCAUCUCGCCAGCAACGCCAUGAACGCACCCAGGCCUGGCGAUAUGAUUGAGGAUCUGCAUUUGCUGGAUCGCGUCGCUCAGGGGAUUGAGACUGCGACGCAGCAGGAAAGCGAUUUUCUCCCGCUGGCAAGAGAGAUGAAGAGGAUUAAUGCUCAAGUGAAGGAAAAAGUUCAUGGCACUGCAACUGCCCGAAAUGCUUGA